CGAGCACCUAAAGGGCAAAAUUUUUUAAUCUCCUCUUCUCGUAAAGGGGAUGGAGGCGGAGAAACCGAAGUCUGUGCUGGGCUUGGAAGCGGACGAGGGCGCUGCGAGGAGGAGCGGAAGGCGGAGAUGCGCCGCGGCUGCACCCGGCCGCCCGCGCCCCACUCCCCGGCGCCUGCCUUCCGCGGAGACGUCGCUGGUGUCUGCCACGUGCGGGAGCCCGGAGCCCAGGAGGGGAGGGCGGGCCGCCUGGCGGGGGUGGGCAAUGCCGCCCGGCCUCCAGACGCUAUAUAAACAGAGCCGGACGCGAGGCAGCUGCGGAGGGCGAGCGUGACGCUGGAGGAGGAGUGGGAGCUCCCAGCCUGCGCGGCUCCUCUCUUUCCCUGCCAGGGCUUUUCCGGGUAAUCUGGGACCGACAGGGAUGCCAGCACGCCGUCAUCUCACCCAAAGGGCGCCAGGCCAGAGAUUCCUGGGGAAAAGUCGCCGGCUGCAGGCGGUUGUCCCAGGAAUUCCUCCAUGGUGCCGGCGGGAGCGCGGCGAGUCCGGGCGCGGCGGCUGCGGGAGGUGGAGGCGACCCGGGACUGGGCCGGUCCCAGGGAGAGGGGAUCCCCCGGGCCGCGCGUUCCGCUGUUCAGGCCAGGUAGGGGGUGGGGAAGGAGGAGGAAGAGGAUCCCGAAGCAAGACAGAGCUGAGGCUCAGAGUUCUCAGGCAGCAGCUUCUGGAGGACACCGUGGAAACCCAAGGCGGCUUUAUUUGGGUCGGCAAACACCCGGGGCCCCGGUUAAGAUUUAGCAGUGCCACCCCGCUCCUCCCCCGCCUUGCACGACCGCACUCAACGCGCCUUGUCACUGCGAGGGCUACCUGUCCUCGCACACUCCUCAGCGAUGGCCAGAAAACGUGGGGCUCGAGAUGAGACUCUGGCAGAUGGUACUCCUCCCUCCGCCUAACGUAUCAAUGCACCAACGCCCCUGUCCGCACACCCAGGAACCUGUGGCAGCCUCGCCAAGGGACAGCGUGCCCAGCACCGUGCACUGGGCACUCUUGGAUCUGGAGCUCACAACUCCGGAAGGAAUGGGGACCUAGAUGAGGUGACAGACAUGCAUGCAAUGCAGGCUGAAUCCGCCUGUCUGGAGCCAAAAAGAAACGCCAUAGUCACCUCUUUGUUACAACCUGGAUAUGAUGCCCACAUGCUUGGGGUAGAAAUGCUUGGGAUAGAUAAGCCUGUGGACUUCAGACGGUAUUUUCUCUUUCCCUUCUUUCUUCUGUCUUGUCCUCAUCUCUGUCCCCCCCUCCUUUUCUUCUCGCCCUAUCUCUUCCUCCUUUUCUAUUCUCUCUCACUCUAGUGUCUCACUUGAGAAAGACCUAGAUUUGAGUGGGAAGAGUUAUGCCUUAAACUGUUCGCAUUAUAAAUUCAAAAUGUACUUGAAGAAUACAGAUCGACUUUAUGAUUGCAUGAAUAAAGCGCUUUGCUGUAA
This is a messenger RNA of Pongo pygmaeus (Bornean orangutan), 1472 nucleotides long. RefSeq lists its product as uncharacterized. The transcript has a single exon. The record is from RefSeq and is a predicted model, not a curated record. The coding region runs from base 419 to 910 and encodes 163 amino acids. Lineage: Eukaryota; Metazoa; Chordata; Mammalia; Primates; Hominidae.